This is a messenger RNA of Monodelphis domestica (gray short-tailed opossum), 8877 nucleotides long. RefSeq lists its product as uncharacterized. The record is from RefSeq and is a predicted model, not a curated record. Gene Ontology annotation, biological process: regulation of transcription by RNA polymerase II. Gene Ontology annotation, molecular function: RNA polymerase II cis-regulatory region sequence-specific DNA binding; DNA-binding transcription factor activity, RNA polymerase II-specific. NCBI's taxonomy places the organism in Eukaryota, Metazoa, Chordata, Mammalia, Didelphimorphia, Didelphidae.
GAGGGUGCGGGGCCAGAGGGAGAGCAGCCUGGGGGAGAGCGGGAAGCGGAGAGCUGGACCGAGUUCGAAUCCUCCCUUUUACGAUUCUCUCUGGGGCAGACACUUCCCGCCUGUGCCGCCGGGAGUCCAGUUCUGGAUCCCCUCCUAACCCGGGACCCUCUAGCCCCUUUUCCCACUAUCCCUCCUUGCCCCCCCAACGGUCAUGGGACUCUGCAGUUGAGCGGGGCUGACUGGCUGGCCCCGGAGAGGAGCGGGACGGGCAGCGCCUGGGUGGGAGUUUCCUGCGUUGUACGAUGCAUCCCGGGGCUGCUCUGGUGUCUGACAGGGGUCGGCUGUGACCUCUGGAUUCCUCUGCAGGAUCUUCUUUUCUGUGGAAACGUCCUGCCUGGAGGGGGUGUCCGGGGAGGGGUGAAGCAGUACCAGAUGCAGUUUUACUGCGCCCUGUCUGGACCCAGGAGUCCUGCGUCCCAGCCUCUGGCCCCCCGGACCCCCGAGUUCCUGCUCCCAACCCCCUUGGGCAGCCUCUGCUUCAGUCACCCCAAGCAGGCUCUAUUCUGGCUAAACAGACAAUAAUGAGCAGAGAGAGGGCAGAGAGUGAAGGGAGUUCAGGAGGGCUUCCCGGAGGAGGGGAGAUUGUCCUUUGGGCUGUAGGGAAGCCAGGGAGGGCAGUGGUCCGGGCUGGGGAGGGAGAGCCUGUGAGCCACCCCUGAGGGACAGCCCGAGAAGGGGCUCAUGGCCAGGAGCUGGAGGUGUUGUUCAUCGACCCCUAGGAGGCUGGUGUGUCCUGGGCAGAGGGGGUGGCAGGAAGCAGGGCUGGGAGGGCUGAAGAGCAUCAUGGGGGAUUUGAUGCAGGGUAGGCUAGACCCAAGGAAAGUCACCUGAGGGGCUGAAUGGAGGCUGGCAGGGAAGGGGAAGAGAGCCCAGGAGGCCAGCAGAGCCCCAGGAAGGCCCUGCAGUCAGGACUGAGGGAGGAGGAGUAUCUUCCCCACAGGGAGGACAGCCCUCUGGCAAAGUGAGCCCCACCUCUGGGAAACCUAGGAGACAGUGCUAGCCCUGCAGUGGGGUGGGCCUGGGUUCCAGUCUGGCCUCAGACCCUUCCUGUGCUCUUGGCGACUCCCCCUUUUGUCUUUGAACCCUGAGACUGGCCUGGCCCCCAGGAAGGGCUUCCUGGCUGAAGGAUCUCCCCCUGGAGGCUGACUGGGCCCCCCUGGAGCACUAGGAAGUUCCCCCUCCCCCAUGAUCUUCCCCCAGCCCAAGGGGGCCUCCAGCAGGCACUUGAGGACUUCUGGGAUGGGAGAGACCAGGUGGUCCUCCUGCAGCCCCUCCCCUAUUCCCUGAGAACACUGCUGUGGCUUUGAGCCAGUUUCUGGUCAGAUUGGGCCUCCCUUGGUCUCUUGGCCACAUCCAGGCCCUGUUCCUGGUUCUGGUUCUCCCAUUUUUCCUCCCCCUCCCCCCACUGACUCCUCUCCUUCACCUGCCUGAUUCUCCUGGGAUGGCUCAAACCCCACCACCCCAGAACUCCCAGAUGGCCCCUGUUUCUGGGCCUCACAUUACCUCAGUGCCCCCAUCCUCACUCCAUGGAGCUCUGCUCUUAUCCAGGAGCUCUCUGCUGCUCCCACAGUCCUCAGGCUAUAUUUAGGCAGUUGUUGGGGAAGGGAGGGCAGGGUUGGGUCCCUAGAAUGAUGGGGGAGGGAAAGAGUGGCUGGAUGCUGGGGGAGGAGAACUUUCUCCUGCCCAGACUGGUGGUGGUGGCACAGGGGGAAUUCCAACCCUAGGGUGGAGGCUAGGAGGAGAGAGGAGCCAUUCCAGGGGUUUAAGGAUUCCUGAGCCACGUGUCCUGUUCCCCAGCUCCUGCUUAGAGAUUCUUCUGUAUAGCCCUCUGUGAGGAUCCCUGAGCUCUGCCUUCUUCCCCUGGGACAGCCCAGGAGCCAAAGCCCUUUCCAGGCCCCCUCAUUUGGCUGUCUGGCCCUUGGGCUUGUCCCCAUCUCCUAAGGAGACCCCAGCAGUGUUUCAUCCUGUUUCUCCAGGCUCAGCCACCCCCAGGAACACUUGAGUCUUUCCGGUGUUAUCCCUGAGGUGAUGUUUGAGCAAAGAUGGACAGAGAGCAUUGCCCAAACAAGAGCCUUCGGUGGCUUGAGGAACCAAGUUUUCCCCAGGGCUUUGCUGGAACCUGGGACCCAAGAAAACCUCCUCUCUGUACAUGAUCCUGAAGGGAAAGGCUGAAUGGCUUCUACUCUGGAUUUCCUUGACCAGCCUUCCCCAGUUCCCUCUUUCUUUCCUUUUCUCCUUCUUUCUUCUAAAAGACAACUUUGAUCUGACUGUAAUUUACUCAGAAAGGGGUGGUUUAUUAGGUCAGGGAACAAGGGAGGGUUAGGAAGGAGGGAUUAGGAAACCUUAAGAGACACCCCAGCAGUUUGUGCCUUCUCUGCUCAGCUGAGCCAAACGGCUAGGGCUUCUGUGGGUUUUUCCUCCUUCUCCCUAAACUAUCUAUUAGACUACACUACACCAGGCCACUAGUGUCCUCCUUGGGUAAGUAUAGGUUGGGACAGGUCUUUUUUUUUUUUUGGCAGGAAUGAGUCUUUAUUAAUUACCAAUGAGCCACAGCCAAGCUCUGAUCAAAGGACCCUUCCGAAAGCUUUUACCAGUCCAGAGAUUCAGAUUCAAUACCACACAGGUUGGAGAGAUGAUAGAGAAAGAUUAAAGAUGGAGCAAGGACAGGCAUCAGUGCGAGCUGGAAGGGAGGAAGAGCAGAAGAGAGAAAGGUGGAGCUGGCUGGGCCAUAUUUAAUCUCUUUGAUAUGCAAAUAUACACAGUACAUAGGGAUGAUUAUCAUUGGUUAAUGACAAGGUAUAGGUGUGGUUUCUCUUAACCAGGUGAGCACAAAGAAACCUGUGUCCCCGCCUAACCUGGGGGAAGCUGGGGUUAAGGGUCAGAGGCUUUCCCAGCCACUUGCAAGACUGAGUAUGCUCUCUUCUAAGGCAAUCUGUACAUACCAAGUGUUUCCCUUGCCCACAGCUAGGUGUGGACUGCUACAUCUCCCCCUUUUUGUUUGACAUACAAAUAAGUAGUGCAAUAUCAGAAUGUAGCAACAUCACAGCAUUAACAAAUACAAACACUCUGGUGCAUAAUCAUAUUCUGAUACAGAGAUGAAAACCAAACCAGAUUGUAUAACUUAGAUAUAACAAUCAAGAGUGAACCUCAGCAUAGACUGAUCCAGUGAUCAAUCUUAAACAUCCCCAACUGACCUUUCUCUCUGCCUGUCUGCAUUUCACAAUCAAUGCAACAGUCUUAGUAGAUAUAAAAAUGUUAAGAAAAUGAUUUCUGCGCUACUGAUCCUGGUCUAAUGAGGUAGAAUUCUAUGGCUCACAUGACAGGUGCAAUAACCAAACACGCCACCAUUCACAGUUUGGACUAUCAGACGUUGUCAGUCUUUCCAACAGUCAGCAAAAUACUAUCUCUGGAGACGAAGGAUAAGUCCUUCCUUUCUCUCGUACUGAUACUGCAUCUUGGGGAUCUCUCUGUGCUCACUGCCAGAUGCCUGCCACGUAGGAAACUGGUUGGUAGCCCGAUGGCAGGACAUCCAGCGACUGAGGGUGUCAGUACGCCACGUCUCUGCAUUUCCCAACCCCAAACAUCCAUUUCAUAUGGAAAGUUGUCUAAUCGUGGCUGAGGCUGUCUGGUCCAUGAUGAAAGCUUCAUUAUGAUUCCCCUGACACGCAAUCAGACAUCACUCUCCAGAAUAUUCAUCUGAAAAUUAACAAAUGCUGUCAUGUUCUCGUGUUCACCGACUGUCAGGUGACUGUAAUUCUAGAAAUCUUUGCACCUUCAUCAUUCUGGAUCAGAGCAUCAACAGUGCUUUCCUUGUACUUAAAAUUUUGGCAAUAAUUGUGCAACAGAAAAAUCAAAGUUGAAUACUUGAAAAUGAAUCAAAAGUGUUCUCUGAAAUGAACAUACUGAUCUCUAUGAGAUUCCUCUCCCUUUUCUUUUUGUUUCUGUGUUGGGAGAAAUCCCUUCAAAGAAAAACAUCCUCUCUGAACAAUUCUGGAGGAGCGUGCUAUCACAUGUCAAAUGAUCGUAGAAAAUUGAUCCUGGGAACCCGAUCCCAAAAUUAAUACAAGAUUCUCUUGGCUCUUGGCUCACUGGCUAUGUGCUAUCUUUGAAACUGAGCCAAUGUGUAAUAUCAGAACUUACAUUCCCAAUGAUUCCUAAUUCCUGAUCUAAAUAGAUCAAAAUUUGCCUUGUAUAUGAACAUAAUUUUGCACCAUUACAGGCUUUGCAAAAACAUUAAUACAUCAAUCACAGUGCAAUUUUUAACAAAUACCAAUAUUCCCAUACACUUUACAUUCUACUUUGUAGCUUAAAUAACCAUGAUGGUGAUAAUGAAGCAAUAUUUCAAGUUCUGACUGCAUAUUUCUCAUGUCAUUAUUUAAAUCUCUGCUUGUAUAGAUAAACCCAUCAAUAUGAUAACAAAGCCUAUACCAUUACCAAGAUUGGCAAAAUUCAUUCCACCAAACCAAUGUUUGGGUAAAUAGAAGCUUAAGUUGUUUUUUACGUAGAAACAAUUUCUACAGUUUCUUGUACCUGUAGAAUUUGACAUAGCCUUUUCUUUCCUAGUUGUCAGUGUAUAAUAUUCAAAGUGCUUCUUCUACAAGCUUAUCUGUACCUGGUGUCAUGUUUUCCAUCCAUACUCCAAAAAAGUAAAAUUUAGAUUAUACUUUGCCCUGGCUCCAUGCAUUUGUGUAAUAAUUUGUUCCACCUAGGAGAGACAAUGACUGCAUGUCCACAGCAAUUGUCAAACCUAGAGCCCUCAGUUUGCUCCUGAGGUCUUACUUCCGUAUACCAGAACGUCUUCCAGUAUAUGAAAGGGAAGCCAAUAGAUCCCGAAUCCAGCGGCCGUCUGAAUUCUGGGACUGUUGGGAGAGAGCAAGAAAUUUUUCCUAUCAAGAAUAUUACCCACAAAGACAGGGUAUCAGGAGUAAUGGUUAACAAUGGUAUUAACACUUAACUACAUCUAUGGUAGUCAGACCAUAAUGUCCAUCCUGGUAUUGUCAGGAACAUAAUCUCUGCCUGGAUGUCAAUGAUCUCUUACGAUAGGUUCCUGAUUAAAGAUUUCAUAGUGUCUUUUGCCUGAUCUCUCAUCCUUUCUUGAGAGUAACAUCAGUGUCAUCUGUCCAUUAAACAUGUCUGUGCAGCAUCUUCUGCUUAGCACCUCAUGUUUGUUGUCAGAGGUAUCAGCUCUAUGCUAUGAGUGAGAGUUGUCUGUCUCCUACUACUCUUUGGAGAGUCAUACCAAGGUCUGUACCCUUGUUGAUAACAGCAUUUCUUACAAUACAAGUGGUAGCUUUACAGUGCAUACAAUAUACAUUCCUUUUGACAGUAUCAUAUACAAAAUACAAGGUAUACAUUAGUCACUAAACAAUUGUAGCUAUUUCAUCUCAAUCCCAUAGCAAAGUCUUUGGAGUGUGGGACAUAUCUGGUGUUUAGUACAGACACAAGUUUGGGACAGGUCUUUGAGGUGACCCUGUGAGGUUUCAGGAUUAAAAGCCCCUCAGCAGCUGAAGGUGGUAUCUCUGCUCCUUUGGUAGGUGCUCCAAUGAUUUGAGGAAUCUUUCUGUUUCUUCAGGGCAAGGGGAACUUGAGGCCAAUCUUAGGUACUCAGUUUUGAGUCGGGAGCCCAGGUCUUCUGCUGGAAUCUCCAGAGAACAGAAGGCCCCUCCUGAGUUCUCUUUCCCACAAGCCUCCUUGUUGCUUCCAACUGUCACUCCUCUCCCUGCUUCCAACAUUCUAAAUGGUCUCUCUUUGUUCCAGUCUCAUUCCUAUACCUCCUUGCUAGGAGCUCUCUUCGACUGUGUGCCUUCCUAGCCCCUCUCUUGGCUCUCCUUCCCCAUGCUUCCCUUCUCCGCCUUCUGGCAGAGCCCUUAAGCCCCUUUUAUACAAGAGGGACUUGGGCUCCCAUUCCUAGCCCUGGAGGUUCUGGGCCCAUUCUAUGUGGGACCCCAAAGCCCUGCUGCCUCUUGGGGGUCUGGGAGGAUGGGAGAAAGGAAGGGGCAGAAGAAGAGGAACAGAGUGCUCAUCUGCCCCUUCAGACCCUCUUCUCUUCCCAAGCUGCCCCUUCCCCUCUGCUGGUAGCAGGCUUUCCCCUGAGGCCAAGCCUGGCCCUUGGUGACUCCUGUAGCAUCUCACUCCCUGUAGAUCUCUGUGGGGCAGCCUCGGAUCUGGGAAGAGAAGGGAAAAUCUCUGCCCCUCUGGGUCCCUUCUUCCUCCCCAUCUCAAGGUGCAAAAGCCCAGGGCCUGGCCCCAGGAGGGAUGGGGCUGAUCCAGAUCCCAAGCUGGAAUGGAGAUCAGGGCAGCUUUCUUCUCAAAUCCUGCCAAGAGCAAUUGGCCCAGAGAGUGAGCCCAAAGGCAGUGAAGAAGAUGGACUUUUUCUACACAAGAGUCAAGGCUGGGAAAAGAUGGAGGAGCUUCACCAAAUGGAUUCACUGGGGCUACUUUGCUGCUUCUACAGAGAGCCUGGAGUCUCAUGGAUGGCCUUUGAGAGGGACAGACUCACAGCCCAGGUGGUGACAUUCAAGGAUGUGGCUGUGGAGUUCACAAAGGAGGAGUGGUGCCUCUUGUCCCCUCCUCAGAAGUUGCUGUACAAGGAAGUGAUGCUGGAGAAUGCCCAGAACCUGCUCUCUAUUGGGCUUCCAGCGCCCUCAGAAGACAUCCUAUCUUAUUUGGAGGGGAGGGAAGCCCUGUGGAUGCUGGAGCAAGAAGGCCUGAGGAGCUGCUGCCCAGGAGAGAUCAUACCUGAAAUGAAGGUGAAUCCAAGAGAGGUGAACCCUCCUGUAGAAAUGGACCCACAAAGAUUCAUGAGUGUUAGACCCAAUAACUUUGCAUCCAGAGAAUUCUGUGUUGCUUCUCAAAAUUCACCCUGUAUUAAACAUCAAAGAAUGCACACUGAAGAACAAUUUAGUGAAAGUAAUCAGUGUGGAAAGAAUUCUAUGCACAAGGCCAGUCUUGCUCAAAAUCAGAGAAGGCACACUGGGAAGAAAUCUUUUGAAUGCAAGCAGUGUGGAAAGACAUUCAGUCGGAGCUCCAAUCUUGCUCAACAUCAGAGAAUCCACACUGGGGAGAAACCUUAUGAAUGCAAACAAUGUGGAAAGACAUUCAUUCAGAGAUACCCUCUUGCUCGACAUCAGAGAAUUCACACUGGGGAGAAACCUUACGAAUGCAAGCAAUGUGGAAAGACAUUCAGUCAGAGCUGCAGUCUUGUUAAACAUCAGAGAAGGCACACUGGGGAGAAACCUUACAAAUGCAAACAAUGUGGAAAGACAUUCAGUCAGAGAUACCAUCUUGCUCAACAUCAGAGAAGGCACACUGGGGAGAAACCUUAUGAAUGCAAACAAUGUGGAAAGACAUUCAUUCAGAGAUACCCUCUUGCUCGACAUCAGAGAAUUCACACUGGGGAGAAACCUUACGAAUGCAAGCAAUGUGGAAAGACAUUCAGUCAGAGCUGCAGUCUUGUUAAACAUCAGAGAAGGCACACUGGGGAGAAACCUUACAAAUGCAAACAAUGUGGAAAGACAUUCAGUCAGAGAUACCAUCUUGCUCAACAUCAGAGAAGGCACACUGGGGAGAAACCUUACGAAUGCAAGCAGUGUGGAAAGACAUUCAUUCAGAGCUCCGGUCUUGCUUACCAUCAGCGAAGGCACACUGGGGAGAAACCUUAUGAAUGUAAGCAGUGUGGAAAAACAUUCAGUCAGAGCUCCAGUCUUGCUGAACAUCAGAGAAUACACACUGGGGAGAAGCCUUAUGAAUGUAAGCAGUGUGGAAAAACAUUCAGUCAGAGCUCCAGUCUUGCUCGACAUCACAGUAUUCACACUGGGGAGAAACCUUAUGAAUGUAACUAUUGUGCAAAGACAUUCAGUCAGAGCUCCAGUCUUGCUCAGCAUCAGAGAAAGCACACUGGGGAGAAACCUUAUGAAUGUAAGCAGUGUGGAACGACAUUCAGUCAGAGAUACCAUCUUGCUCAGCAUCAGAGAAAGCACACUGGGGAUAAAUCUUUUGAAAGCAAGCAGUGUGGAAAGACAUUCAGUCAGAGCUCCAGUCUUGCUGAACAUCAAAGAAGGCAUACGGAGGAAAAACCUUAUGAAUGUAAGCAGUGUGGAAAAACAUUCAGUUAUAGCUCCAGUCUUGCUCGACAUCACAGUAUUCACACUGGGGAGAAACCUUACGAAUGCAAGCAAUGUGGAAAGACAUUCAGUCGUAGCUCCAAUCUUGCUGAACAUCAGAGAAUACACACUGGGGAGAAACCUUAUGAAUGCAAGCAGUGUGGAAAGGCAUUCAGUCAUGGCUACAGUCUUGCUUUACAUCAGAGAAGGCACACUGGGGAGAAACCUUAUGAAUGUAAGCAGUGUGGAAAAAUAUUCUGUUAUAGCUCCAGUCUUGCUCGACAUCACAGUAUUCACACUGGGGAGAAACCUUAUGAAUGCAAGCAAUGUGGAAAGACAUUCAGUCGUAGCUCCCAUCUUGCUGAACAUCAGAAAAGGCACACUGGGGAGAAACCUUAUGAAUGCAGGCAAUGUGGGAAGACAUUCAGUCAUAUCUCCAGUCUUGCUUUACAUCAGAGAAGGCACACUGGGGAGAAACCUUACAAAUGCAAGCAAUGCGGAAAGUCAUUCUGUAGUAGUUCCAAUCUUGCUCGACACCAUAUUAUUCAUACUGGGGAGAAGCUAUGAAUGUAAGAAAUGUGGAAAGAUGUUCACAUUGAAGCUCCAGUCUUGCUAUUGUGUGAAGGAAAUUCCCCUUUCUCCCUUUCAGAGGCAGCAGUAAUCAAAAGAUAACAAAUGAUGUUGUCAACUUCAAAUAUGAAAUAAAAUUAUUGGUAUUCCAACA